This is a messenger RNA of Ailuropoda melanoleuca (giant panda), 3283 nucleotides long. It is a transcript of the gene TMX1, whose product is annotated as thioredoxin related transmembrane protein 1. Gene Ontology annotation, cellular component: endomembrane system. The record is from RefSeq and is a predicted model, not a curated record. Bases 90 to 779 code for a protein of 229 amino acids. The transcript has 8 exons. NCBI's taxonomy places the organism in Eukaryota, Metazoa, Chordata, Mammalia, Carnivora, Ursidae. Gene Ontology annotation, molecular function: disulfide oxidoreductase activity.
AGCAGAUAAGCCCGCGAGGGCGGAAGUGAGGAGAGGCUGCGCGGAGGUGGGGGCUGCCGCGCUUGCUGUGGGGUGGGCAGGCUGCAGAAAUGACGCCCUGCGGGAGUCCCGUGGUUCCCGUGGCAGUGUUGCUGCUCUUGCUUUGGGGGGCUCCCUGGACCCACGGGCGGCGGAGCGACGUGCGCGUCAUCACGGACGAGAAUUGGAAAGAGUUGCUGGAAGGAGAGUGGAUGAUAGAAUUUUAUGCUCCGUGGUGUCCUGCUUGUCAGAAUCUUCAACCAGAAUGGGAAAGUUUUGCUGAAUGGGGAGAAGACCUUGAGGUUAAUGUUGCAAAAGUAGAUGUCACAGAGCAGCCAGGGCUGAGUGGACGAUUUAUCAUAACUGCUCUUCCUACUAUUUAUCAUUGUAAAGGUGGUGAAUUUAGGCGCUAUCAGGGCCCAAGGACUAAGAAGGACUUCAUAAACUUUAUAAGUGAGAAAGAGUGGAAGAGUAUUGAACCUGUUUCAUCAUGGUUUGGUCCAGGUUCUGUUCUGAUGAGUAGUAUGUCUGCCCUCUUUCAGCUAUCUAUGUGGAUCCGGACUUGCCAUAACUAUUUUAUUGAAGACCUUGGAUUACCAGUUUGGGGAUCAUAUACAGUUUUUGCUUUAGCAACUCUGCUUUCAGGACUGUUACUAGGACUUUGUAUGAUAUUUGUGGCAGAUUGCCUUUUUCCUUCAAAAAGGCGCAGACCACAGCCAUACCCUUCCAGUUAUGGAAGCCCUCCUGUUUGCUGUUUAUAAAGAACUUUCACUUUGUGCCAUCCCAUUCACAUUUCCGUAACACUCUAGAUGUCAUAAGUGAUACUCUUCCAUUUUGUGGUCGAGGAAAGAAAGGCUCAGAGAGAUGAACUAUUUUUUCCAGGGUCACACAGAAGUGACAGAGUGGAGAAUAGAGCCUAAAUUAGACUGUUGGCAUGACAUUUUCAUUGUGCUGCCUUUCAUGACUUAGGAUAUGUUGAGGUCAGAACUCGUGAAAGGAACUCAGUGGAGAUUGCUGAUAACAGGUUAUCUUCUCAUUUCUUAGAUCAUUACAUCAAUACUGAAAAGGACAUAUACAGGGGAAGGAAUCAUUUUAUCCAACAAGAGCCACUGACCUGUAGGGAAAAAAAUGCAAGCACAGAUUACUUAAAAGACAAUUUAAAAGUUGCUGAAUGUACGUUUAAUAUUUACAUGAUUUGAAAAACAUUAACAACAAAUUUGUCUCUUAAGUAAUCUGUGGCACGACUGAUAGUAACCCAUACUUGAAUGGGUUACCACCCCUUCUAUAGCAGGCCACGUGAUCUGCGUUUUCCAAGAUGUAUUUAGCUUAGAUGUUGAGUUGCUAGGGAAAGACCCAACUCAGUCCAGCUUUAAGCGAAAUAGAAGUUUAUUGCUUCAGGUAGUGAGGACGUCUGAGGGCAGAGAUGGCUGGAUCCUAGGGCUCACAUGUUAAGGUGUUGUGUUUCCGAACUGCUUAGUUUUCCAUGCUAUAGCUUGGAAAGCCAUCUUUGGCUCCUUCUAGUCCUUAGCAUAAAGUGAUAAGAAAGCUGUACGUCACAAUCCAGAGUAAGAAGGAAAUACACUUUCCCCUGCACCAAUCUAUCUUUUAGAAAGAUUCUGGUGCACUCCACUGGUGUAGAGAGCUCACUUGUUUGGUGUAGUCACUGUAAACUGCCGUUUCUCAACCUGGACACUUCUCACCUUCGGGCCGGUUAAUUCUUAAUUGUGACAGACUGUCUUUCCUACAUUGUUGGGUGUUUGGCAGCUUCCCACUGCCUGGCAGUAACACCGCUCCUCUUAGUUGUGACAGCCAAAAAUGUCUCCAGACAUUGCUGACUGUUCUUUGGCUGGGGUGGUGGAGUGAGCAGCAGUCACCCCCUGGAGGAGAACCACUGCUGUGAACUCCAGUGCUCCCCACAGCUACGUGGGAUGUGGUACAGGGAACCCAACAGAAAGAGGGGUGCCAGACCGAACGAGGUUGUCCACAGCUACGUGGGAUGUGGUACAGGGAACCCAACAGAAAGAGGGGUGCCAGACCACACGACAGGUUGUCCACAGCUACGUGGGAUGUGGUACAGGGAAUCCAACAGAAAGAGGGGUGCCAGACCGAACGACAGGUUGUCCACAGCUACGUGGGAUGUGGUACAGGGAACCCAACAGAAAGAGGGGUGCCAGACUGAACGACAGAUUGUCCACAGCUACAUGGGAUGUGGUACAGGGAACCCAACAGAAAGAGGGGUGCUAGACCGAACGACAGGUUGUCCACAGCUACGUGGGAUGUGGUACAGGGAACCCAACAGAAAGAGGGGUGCCAGACCGAACGACAUAUUGUCUACAGCUACGUGGUAGUUGCUUCCAGUGUUUUCUUCUGCCUUGCAUCCUCGCGUCUCCCUACUCUCUUCUGGAUUGCCUGAGGUUAGGGGCAGUCUAGGAUCACUGAACAGGCUGAAGCUCGUUGGCCCAAUUCUAUGUUCUGUAUCUCUCAGUAACGCGGUGUGUUCCAAGUUUAAGUUAUCAGUAGGCCUUGUUAAAAAAAUGGAAAGGGUGUUUAUGUGUGGACAGAGUUAAAAUUCAUUGAGCUGUACACUUAAGAUUUGUACAUUUUAUUAUUUGUAAUUAUGUCUUAAUAAAAUUAUAUAUGUAAGGAAGAACAUUUGUGAAACUCUUUGGAAACAACCUGGGUAGGAAUAUAACCUUCAGUUGUAAAUGUCUGAUUCCUGUUCACCUGGGAACUGAAACAAGGGUAGUGUUGGAGUUUGUUUCUGUUGUACUUGUUUACUGGAAGAUUUAAUAGCAAAUUAAAAUGGUUCUGUUGAAUGCAGUGUAUUUUCUUACAGCAUCCUCAUUCACAGCAUUAAUUUUCGUUUAUUAAUUUCAGUUCAGUUUAUAAACAGGCAGGUAAUUAUAUAAAUUUGGUAAGUAAAAUGGAUCUUUCUAACCAAUUUUCACUUUUAUAUCGUCACUCUUAAAGAUAACUUUUUCCUUUUGGAAAUCUGACCUUAUGAUUGAUAAAUAAGUGGCAAAGCAGUUUAUGGGCGUAUGAAUUGUGUCUUGAUUUUAUUCUAGUGCAAAUCUAUUACAGCAACAAAAAAGCCCCAUUUUUGGUCUUGAUCUUUUUUUUUUUUUUUAAAUGCUCAGCCUGAAUGUUGUCUGUUGCCAUACGAUAUUAUUACAGUAUUACUGACUAUAUUCCUUAUGCUGUACUUUUCAUCUCAGUGACUCGUUUAUUUUGUAACUGGAAGUUCGUACCUCUUAAUUCCCUCUGG